Molecule: messenger RNA, 627 nt
Organism: Symbiodinium natans
Lineage: Eukaryota; Dinophyceae; Suessiales; Symbiodiniaceae
Source: the annotation of a GenBank genome assembly
AUGUCCGAGACUCCCCCGCUGCCACCUGCAUUCGGUCCGCCAGUAACAUCGGGCUUCGGCAGCCCCAAUGGCGGCAACUGCAGAACCAUAGUUGGGCAAGCCACGGCUCGGUUGCUCGAAUGUUUGGCACACUCCGCCAUGUCUGAUGCCGACAAGGCGUCAUCUCUCUUCAGUCGCUGUGGCUGCUUCAACUCGUUGAAAGAAUCCACACAGGACUGCGAGCAGACACUGAGGAUAGAGAAAGGAGCAGUGCUGCGAGGCGUCUUCGCUGCUGAGAUGGAUGGCAACACAGAGGGGUACUGCAAGAGCUUGUGGUCCCAAUGGGAUUUUGAAGAAGAAGUUCACUGGUGGGAGUCUGGAACCCUUCACAUGUGUGUGUUUCUGGUUGUCGUGCUUUUGAUUGUGGUCUGCCUUUGGCUCUACCGCGAUGUGGUGAAAGAGAUCGUCGUCGAUCGUGAAGAAGCUGCAGAAGCUGCUGUACAGGACGUGAAGGUUGCACUCCACGAUGUGGCCGAUUCUUGCAGGAAGUUGGAAGAAGAUCUUCCUUUGCCUUUGCUUCACCGUGAUGGCAAAUCUCCAAACUCGAAGCACAAGGUUCCCCCUUCCGAUGACGCCGCGUACUGCUAG